Molecule: messenger RNA, 2529 nt
Organism: Ostrea edulis (European flat oyster)
Lineage: Eukaryota; Metazoa; Mollusca; Bivalvia; Ostreida; Ostreidae
Product: probable proline--tRNA ligase, mitochondrial
Exons: 14
Coding region: 1115-2518 (467 amino acids)
Biological process (GO): prolyl-tRNA aminoacylation
Cellular component (GO): cytoplasm; mitochondrion
Molecular function (GO): proline-tRNA ligase activity; ATP binding
Source: RefSeq, a predicted model, not a curated record
AAAAUUUUCCUCUGGCCCAAUUUCAAUCACACUUGGCACAAUCAUCCGGAUUCAAGUUUAUUCAAAUCAAGGGCCAUGCUCCCUCUGAAGGGGAGAUAAUCAAGAAAAGGCAAAAUAGGGUAGGGUCAUUUAAAAAUCUUGUCAAGAACCACUGGACCAGAAAAUUUGUUUAUUUUUUUUCAAAUAAUAUUAUUAUUGGGAAAAAUGCAAGCUAAAUUGGAUAAAAAUUGGCAAUUUUUAGGAGGGGAAAGGGCCGAAAUUCGGACCCAAAAUGGGCCUUAAGAAAUCACUGUAAGGGAUUGAAGUUUUACAUUUGGAUUUAUAAAAAAUGUUUUUAAAAAAUCUUCUCUGACUCUCAAGAAUAACAGGGCCAUGAUUAGUCAUAUAAGCAUCCCCAGGUAGUGUAUAUUCAAGUUUGUUCUAAUUGUGGCUCUUGGAAGUAAGAUGGGGCCACAAAAGGGGAUGAGAGUUUUACAUGGGAAUAUAUAGGCAAACAAUCUUCUCAAGUACAACAGGGCUAUGAUUAGUCAUAUUUUAAAUAUGCAAGCAUCCGUAGGUAGUGCAGAUGCAAUUUUUUUCAAAUUGUGGCCCCUGGAAGAAGGGUAGGGUCACAAAAGGGGAUCAAAGUUUUACAUUGGAAUGUAUAGAGAAACAUCUUUUUAAAAUCUUCAUCUCAAUAACAGCAGGGCCAUGAUUAGUCAAAUUAAUAUCCAAGAUCCCCAGGUAGUGCAGAUUCAAAUUUAUUCGAAACAUGACCUCUGUGGGUAUGUUGGGGCAAAAGUUGGGGAUCAAACUUUUACAUAAGAUAUUAAUAAUCUUAAAUUCGUAUGUAAAAGUUUGAUCCCCAUGUAAGGUAAAGCUUUAAAAAUUUGUACAUAGAUUUCUUGUGGCAAGAUGUUUCAUUUCAUACUAUGAUCUUUGACUUUUUGACCUUGACCUUUAGAAAAACAAGAUCAUGUUACAUAUUGGUGUUGAGGCAUCCCCAUGUUUUGUGAAUUCAAGUUCAUUAUAUUGUGACACUUUGGACUAGACUGGGGCCAGAAUAUUAGGUCAGAAUUUUUAAUGGGAAUAAAGAUCGAAAAAUAAAUCUAAUAAGAAUCACAACAGCAGGGCCAUGGUGACUCAGAUGAAGCCACUGGUAGCAAAUAUUGUACAGUCAAAGUCCAUGAUUAAGCUGUUGCAAUCAAGGAGAAGAAUAUUACACAAAAUGUUUUUACAUGACAAACCAAAGUAUCUCUCCAAAAUGUUCCAGAAAUUUACAGACCUUCCAAAACAAGGGGAUAUUACUUCCAUCAGUCACAGACUGUUUCUAGCCAACGGAAUCUACUUCCCAAGCUCACAAGGAAUUUUUACUCUUAUGCCACAAGGAUUGCGAGCUCUACAAAAAUUAAUCAAAAUUGUAGACAAAGAAAUGGAAGCUAUUGGUGCUGAGAAAAUUCAGAUGCCAUCUUUGGUGCCAAAACGUAUUUGGGAAACCACAGGGAGAUGGGAUGCCAUGGGACCAGAGCUGUUUCGACUAAAGGACAGACACAAGCGUGAUUACUGCCUAGGCCCUACGCAUGAAGAAAUAGUCACCGAACUGGUUGCCAGUCAGCUGAAUUUCCACCACAGAGUCCCCAUCAAGCUUUAUCAGAUAACAAAGAAAUUCAGAGAUGAGCCAGUGCCUCAUCAUGGGUUUUUACGAAGUAGAGAGUUUGAGAUGAAAGAUCUGUACACCUUCCAUUCUUCGGAGGAAGAUGCCAGGGUUACUUAUGAAGAGGUGACGCAGGCGUAUGAGAAAAUUCUGAAUAGACUACAGCUACAGUUUGUUAAAGCUGAAGCAGCAACAGGUUUGAUUGGAGGUUCACAGUCUCAUGAAUUUCACCUGAAAUGUCCAGGUAUUGGGGAAGAUGUGGUGUACACCUGUAACAGUUGUGGAUACUGUGGCAAUAAAGAAGUUUUGGAAAAAGCAGAUGAAUGUCCAUCUUGCAAAUCUACAAGACUAGAAUCAUUUAAUGCUAUUGAGGUAGGCCAUGCAUUCCUUUUGGGGGAAAAAUACUCGAAACCUUUAGAAGCCAUGUAUAGAACAAAAGAUCAGAAAUUAAAGGUGCUGCAGAUGGGAUGCUAUGGAUUAGGAGUGUCUAGAAUUUUACAGGCGUCUGUGGAGGUACAGAGUGAUGGAAAACACAUCAGAUGGCCGAGACUGAUUGCACCAUAUCAAAUCGUAAUCAUACCACAGAAGAAAGGAGCUUCUGAUGAGAAAGUCCGGGAAUUAACUGAUGCCUUGUAUCAUCGACUGCAGUGCGUACCAUCAUUAGAAGACAAUGUGUUAAUUGAUGACCGGUUGUCUAUAACUAUUGGUAGGAGACUUGUGGAUGCCAAUUGUCAAGGGUUUCCUUAUGCUGUUGUCAUUGGGAACCAGGCUGUUGAAAGAGAAGAUGGAUUUGAAGUGAUAGAUAUUUACUCCAACAAGCCUCUAACAAAUUUAACAAUGACACAAGUAGCUGAUUAUCUAGGUCAAAAUAUAAAAUCCAUUUGAAAUCAUACAAA